UCAUACUAUACUUCUUCACUCAACCACACAAGUAAUAACAACUCCUUCAUAUCCCACAAGUUGCAAAAUGCAGGCAUCUAAAUUUGCAGUGUGUGCAGUUCUGAUACUGCUUCUGGCCUGUGGAGCACAUGUUUCAGAGAGUGUAACUUGCAACCCAACUGAACUCAGCCCUUGCAUGUCGGCUAUCUCGUCGGGGUCUCCACCGUCGCCACUUUGCUGCAGUAAGAUCAAGGAGCAGCAGCCUUGCUUUUGCCAGUAUCUCAAGAAUCCCAAUUUGAAUAAAUACGUUAACUCUCCAAAUGCAAAGAAAAUUGCUUCCACUUGUGGGGUUUCCCCUCCGAAAUGUUAAUUAUGCUUUCAAGGCUCUAUUGCCAAUUUCAUGAAGAGUGAGUACUAAAUGAGAAUAAUAGUGUAACUUUUGCUUCUCUUGCUAUUAGUUGCACUAUCUAAUAAGUUGACAUAUCCAUAGGUUCAGUCUCACUGAACUGGCUGGGGUGUUUAAGAUUUGUACUAAUAUUUUUAUUGCAAUUCAGAUAAUUGGGAUUGUCUCUUUAUUU
Olea europaea var. sylvestris is the source of this 557-nucleotide messenger RNA. RefSeq names its product non-specific lipid-transfer protein 2-like. The record is from RefSeq and is a predicted model, not a curated record. The transcript has a single exon. Gene Ontology annotation, biological process: lipid transport. NCBI's taxonomy places the organism in Eukaryota, Viridiplantae, Streptophyta, Magnoliopsida, Lamiales, Oleaceae. Bases 68 to 349 code for a protein of 93 amino acids.